AGGGGUUGGCGAGACCGCCGGUCACGUGGGGCGGGCGCCGCCGCUGCUGCCAGGCGCCGCGGGUCCCGUGCGGUCGGGCCGCCGCUUCGCCGCCCCUCCCCCGUCUACCCCCGCCGCAUGUCGCUGGCGGCGCGCCCCGCUCCCCGUCAGCCGACCGCCACCCGCUGUCGCCGCCUCCUCCUCCUCUACCGCCGCCGCGACCGCAGCCGCUGCCGCCGCCCUUGAUGUGGUUCGGGGCCGGGCGGAGAGAAGAUGCCGCCGUCCAAGUCACGCAAGAUCGCGAUCCUGGGCUACCGGAGCGUGGGAAAAUCUUCACUGACCAUUCAGUUUGUGGAAGGACAGUUUGUUGAUUCGUAUGAUCCAACCAUAGAGAACACUUUUACAAAACUGAUCACAGUAAAUGGCCAAGAAUAUCAUCUUCAGCUGGUGGAUACUGCUGGCCAAGAUGAAUACUCCAUAUUUCCUCAGACGUACUCCAUAGACAUCAAUGGCUACAUUCUUGUUUAUUCAGUCACGUCAAUAAAAAGUUUUGAAGUGAUAAAAGUUAUCCAUGGCAAGUUAUUGGAUAUGGUGGGAAAAGUCCAAAUACCCAUUAUGCUGGUUGGAAAUAAAAAAGACCUGCAUAUGGAACGGGUGAUCAGCUAUGAAGAAGGGAAAGCUUUAGCAGAAUCCUGGAAUGCAGCUUUCUUGGAAUCUUCUGCUAAAGAAAAUCAGACUGCCGUUGAUGUCUUUAAGAGGAUAAUUUUGGAGGCAGAAAAAAUCGAUGGGGCAGCUUCACAAGGGAAGUCUUCAUGCUCAGUAAUGUAAUUCCACUGCAAAACCUGAAAACACUGGGAAUACAUUCUACCUGAAGAAGCAAAACUGCCCAUUCUCUUCAAGGAUAAACUAUGCUUCUUUUAUUUUUAUUUUUAUU
Dryobates pubescens (Downy woodpecker) is the source of this 913-nucleotide messenger RNA. RefSeq names its product Ras homolog, mTORC1 binding (gene RHEB). The record is from RefSeq and is a predicted model, not a curated record. Gene Ontology annotation, biological process: small GTPase-mediated signal transduction. Lineage: Eukaryota; Metazoa; Chordata; Aves; Piciformes; Picidae. Gene Ontology annotation, molecular function: GDP binding; GTP binding; GTPase activity. Gene Ontology annotation, cellular component: plasma membrane. Bases 253 to 807 code for a protein of 184 amino acids. The transcript is spliced from 8 exons.